UAGCAAACAUAAUUGCUUGUAAUUCUGGUGACUUUGGAAUAAAUAUAAUUGCAACUUUAAACAAUCAAAUAUUUUUAAUUCAAUAUAAAAAUAUUGCAAAAUCUCUUGGUCUUCAAGAUUUACAGAAAAUCGAAUUGGCUUUUAGAAGAUUUG
Racocetra persica is the source of this 153-nucleotide messenger RNA. Lineage: Eukaryota; Fungi; Glomeromycota; Glomeromycetes; Diversisporales; Gigasporaceae. The record is from the annotation of a GenBank genome assembly.